CAGUGAGCAGCUGUGAUUAAACCGUCAUGGACACGAGCGGACCACGGCGGAGUUGAAUCGGGACGACUCGGACGUUGCCAAAAACAAAGACACGAACACCCCUCUUAUUCUCAUCGGAAUAUAACGGAUUCAGACAAAGUAGUGCGGCUCGUUUUUUUGCGUGUUUGGAAUAUGGCCAAUAGAAGAACUCCAACAACAUGACAGCCUCGCGCAGUCCCCGCGCUGGAGAAACUCUUGCUCGCGCGCUUCAUGAAGAGUCUCGAGGCCACAGAGCCGCCAGAUGUGCUGCUGUUAACCGCUGACACAGCACAGCGAGACAACAGCAGCCUGACGACACUCGACACUUUCUUUUUAACGUUUCCCCCGUGUGAACGACAUGACAUCGCGCUAAAGGAGAUGGUAUAAUCAGCGACUGACCUGUUUGAGGAGCAGCUGGGCGAGCUGCCCGACUAGCAAGUGAGGCUAAUCUCGGUGUGUUAGCGGCUAAUUAGCGUACUAGCGCAGCGCGAGACGACCGAGAUACUCCAACGGCUCUGACAGGACAGAGAGGCGGACACUUUCAUACUCUUUGAAACUGCAUUUUUUUAAUCUAUUGAUUUUUAAACACAUUAUCAGCUAUUUGACAUGUCCAAAAGUCUUACUGGCCCGUAAAUGUGGUAGAGUUUAGUUAUUUUUUUUGUGUGUGCGCGCGCGCCGUGAGAACGGUUAAAGUUGUGUGGUUGUUCCCGGAGCUGGGAGCGCGCGGGGCCGAUGCGGAGCAGCGCGCGCGGCGGCCGCAGGCAUGCAGCACGACUUCAGCUACAGCGAGGAGAACAGCGCGAGAUGGCGAGGCCUGUUCGUGCAGGCGUUGCGAAAGGUGCAGUUACAAGUGCAUCCAAACCUGUCUGCUAAAGAAGACGCCCUUCAGCACAUUGAGGUGCUCAUACUUCAGCUCCUGAACAAGCUGUGUGUCACACAGCCCAGAACUAUAGCUGAUGUUGAGGAGCGUGUCCAAAAGACGUUCCCGAAUCCCAUUGAUAAAUGGGCCAUGGCAGACGCUCAGGCUGCGAUAGAGAAACGCAAACGAAGGAACCCACUGCUGCUGCCAGUCGAUAAGAUACAUCCAUUACUGAAGGAGGUGCUGGGCUAUAAGAUUGACUAUCAUGUGUGUCUCUAUAUCGUUGCUGUUUUGGAGUACAUUUCAGCUGACAUUCUCAAGCUGGCUGGAAACUAUGUGAGCAACAUUCGACAUUACGAGAUCAGCCAGCAGGACAUCACUGUUUCCAUGUGUGCUGACAAGGUGUUAAUGGAUAUGUUUGAUCAGGAAGAGGAGAUGGGAUUGGUGUCUCAGGGUGUAGAGGAGGUAUCUUCCUCUGGUGAGCUCACAUAUGAUGACUUGGUGCGUCUGGAGAUUGCUGAGGAGCGCCAGUAUCUGCGGGAACUCGAUCUCAUCAUUAAAGUAUUCCGCCAGGCUUUUAUGUCCAAUGGCAAACUUUUCUCUGCUCAGGAUGUGGAGCUGGCGUUCAGCAAUAUUCUGGAAGUUCACGAGUUGACGGCGAAGCUGUUGGGUCUGAUCGAGGAUGCCGUAGAAAUGACAGCUGAUGGUAGUCCACAUCCCCUUGUGGGCAGCUGCUUCGAGGACCUCGCUGAGGAGCAGGCAUUUGAUCCUUAUGAGACACUCUCUCAGGACAUCCUCUCCAAAGAAUUCUGUCAGCAUUUCAACACUCUGAUGUCCCGCCCAACUGUUGCUCUGCACUUUCAGUCGAUAGCAGAGGGUUUCAAGGAGGCAGUGCAGUAUGUGCUUCCUCAAUUGAUGAUGGUUCCAGUUUACCACUGUAUGCACUACUUUGAACUGUUACAGCAAUUACAGGAGCGAAGUGAGGACCAGGAUGACAGGGAGUGUUUAAAACAGUCUCAAACUGCACUGCUCAACCUACAGAGCAGCAUAGAACGCAUUUAUGCUAAACACCAACCACGGCGCAAACAAGGGGAACCCCUAUAUCGGUUAUAUAGUCGUGCAUCUCGUAGCAAGCAGGCAGCUAUAAAGCGUAUGAAUGACAUCCAGAGGAGUAUUGAUGGCUGGGAGGGCAGAGACAUUGGCCAGUGCUGCAGCCAGUUCAUCCUGGAAGGGGCACUCUUACGGGCCGGUGCCAAGCACGAACGACACAACUUCCUGUUUGAUGGCCUUGUGAUCAGCUGCAAAGCCAAUCAGAGCUCCCGGUUGCCGGGGGCGGGUAGUGGGGCAGAGUUUCGUCUAAAAGAGAAGUUUGUGUUGCGUAAAUAUCGCAUCGUAGACCGCGAGGAUUCGCCAGAGUUUCGUCACGCAUUUGAGCUGUUGGGGCGUGAGGACAGCGGUGCCGUGUUCUGUGCCCGUUCAGCGGAAGAGAAGACCGCGUGGAUGGCUGCGCUGGUCACUCUGCAGUAUCGUCCCACUCUUGACCGCAUGCUUGACACUGUCCUGCUCCGUGAGGAACAGGCACAACCACUGAGGUUGCCGUCACUGGACAUCUACAGAUUUGCCAUUCAGGAUUCUGAAGAAAACAUUGUGUUUGAAGAGGGAGCACAGAGCAAGACUGGAAUCCCCAUUAUAAAAGCUGGAACAGUUGUCAAGCUUAUUGAAAGACUGACGUACCACAUGUACGCAGACCCAAAUUUUGUACGUACAUUUCUGACUACAUAUCGCUCCUUCUGUAAACCACAAGACCUGCUCACACUACUGAUAGAAAGGAUAGAGAUUCCAGAGCCCGAGCCAUCAGAGGCGGACCGAGAGGCACUCUGGAAUGGAGAGCAGCCAAUGGCAGCUGAGCUCCAGAGAUUUCGCAGAGAAUAUGUUCAGCCUGUCCAACUCAGGGUUCUGAAUGUUUUCCGUCAGUGGGUGGAACAUCACUUUUAUGAUUUUGAGAAUGAUCCUGAACUCCUUCGCAGACUUGAAGAAUACCUCACCAGCACCACACAGCUUAGAGGUAAAUCUAUGCGUAAGUGGGUGGAGUCUAUCAGUAAGAUCAUGAGGCGGAAGAUACAAACUCAGUCUAAUGGCAUCAGUCACAACAUCACAUUUGAGAGCCCGCCUCCUCUUAUUGAAUGGCACAUCAGCCGCCCUGGGCAGGUCGACACCUUUGACCUCAUGACCCUUCAUCCCAUUGAAAUUGCUCGUCAAUUAACACUGCUAGAGUCUGAUCUGUACAGAGCCGUUCGCCCAUCUGAGCUGGUAGGUAGCGUUUGGACAAAGGAAGACAAAGAGAAGAAUUCUCCCAACCUGCUGAGAAUGAUCAGACACACCACCAACCUCACACUUUGGUUCGAAAAAUGUAUAGUGGAGGCAGAAAAUGUGGACGAGAGGGUUGCUGUAUUCUCUCGUAUUAUUGAGAUUCUGCAGGUGUUUCAGGAGCUCAAUAACUUUAAUGGAGUUUUGGAGAUUGUAAGCGCCAUCAACUCCGUACCGGUGUAUCGCCUGGACCACACCUUUGAGGCCGUACCGGAGAGGAAGAGGAAAAUUCUAGAGGAAGCCGUUGAGCUCAGUCAGGAUCAUUUUAAAAAAUACCUCGCCAAGCUCAAAUCCAUCAACCCACCUUGUGUACCUUUUUUUGGUAUCUACCUUACUAACAUUCUGAAAACUGAGGAAGGAAAUCCAGAUUUCUUAAAGCGCGAUGGAAAAGAGCUGAUUAAUUUCAGCAAGAGACGCAAAGUAGCAGAAAUCACUGGAGAAAUCCAGCAAUACCAGAACCAACCCUACUGCCUCAAAGUAGAACAUGAUAUUAAGAGAUUUUUUGAAAAUUUGAAUCCAAUGGGAAACAUGAGUGAGAAGGAAUUUUCUGACUACCUGUUCAACAAGUCUCUAGAGAUUGAACCACGGAACUGCAAACAGCCACCUAGAUUUCCCAGAAAGACUACAUAUUCUCUGAAGUCUCCUGGUGUUCGGCCGGUACGGCAGGCAGCAGGAGGGGGAGGAACACUGAAGGGUCACCCAGUGCCAUUAGAAAGAGAACCACCCCACAAAAUCACCUUCAGAAGCAUCGCAGAGACCGAACCAGAGACCCCUGCUUCUCUUCCCACCUCUCCUAACACACCCACCCCUCCACAGUCUGCCAGCUCAGACCUCAACUCUGUCUUCAUGGAGCAGGAUCUGAGCAGCUCCUAUGGUAAUAACACCAUAUUUGCCCCAGUUUUGCUGCCCCAGUCCAGGUUUCAGUCUGUAUCGUGUGGUAGUUUACACCAGUUGAGUGAUGAGCUUCUUAAACCCCCUCCACUACCCCCCCGCAGGAAAGACACCUCUUCAGAGUCUAAGUUGAGUUCCAGGUCUGAAAGUCCUCCUGCCAUUCCACCACGACUGCCUCCUCCUCCUCGCUUGCAGCCCCGUGUUCCAGUGAUAAACGGACCGACAGAUGGGCCACUGCCGAGCCCCCCUCCCCCUCCUCCACGCGAUCCCCUGCCCGACACACCUCCGCCAGUUCCACAACGCCCGCCCGAGAUCUUCAUCAACUACCCUGUGAAUCUGCAGCCAUCUCCAGUGGGCCGUUUCCACUGGGAUUUCAUCAGCUGUCCCGGCACUCCCAAUACCCCACCCAGCACCCCAUCUCCCCGCGCGCCGCCCCCUGGCACGCCUUCUCCACGAGUGCCUCGCCGCUCCUGCACACCUAGCGUCAGUCAGCCCAUUCUGUGUCAUCUGCCCCCACCCAUACCACCGCGGCACAACUCCACCUCCGCGCUGCCAAAACUGCCACCCAAGACUUAUAAGAGAGAACUCUCUCAAUCAACACACACUCUUUCACAGCCAUCUUUACACACUCUCUCACUAGUAGACAAUAGGGACAGCAAUGAAUAAAAGGAGGAAAAUCCCACCUUAAAAUGGAAAGUGUGUUUUAACAACAUUUAUCCUGGAACCAGACAAUCUGAGCAUACUAGAAACCUGAAGACGGUCAUCCUCACAAGGAAUGUGAUUAUGAUUUAUUUUUCACUUGCUACUAGAAAAUCACUCAAGUCAUGUUCAGCUUGCAGAGCAAAAAAGAUCAUGUAGCACAGAAAUUGAUGGAAAUGCUGUUCUGAGGCCUUUUACACUGUCAGACUCUGCUGAGGAUGUUUGUAUGGUUGCAAGAGUGUUUUGGCUUGUUGCGUGUCCAAGCUAACCAGGGUCUUACCUGAAUGCCCACAGCAAGCCUCUCUUCAGUUGCCUUUAACUCACAGCCUUGACUUGACCAGAGAUUGUACCCUUCAGGUGAACACUCUGACAUUUUUGUGAGAUCUUUUUCCUCACACUAUUUAAUGCCAAUAUGAUGUCUUAACCCCACCCCUCCAAGGCAAUCUCACGUAUUCAUGAUUUGUCACAAGCCCCGCCCCUUUACCGAUACUUAUAAUGACCCACAGACUCUCAAUGUGCCUUCAAUGUCAGUACUGAACAAAACAACUAAACAUCUCUACAAGUGUCUGAAAACCAUUCGCCUUGACCAUGCUUAGGACAAAUGUCAUUAUGCAUGCGUGCGUGUGCUACUAAGUAUUCUGUACAAAGUAACAUAUCUGCCCUCGGGUUAAACCGUCACAUCCCACUUAGGCGUUGUGGUGGCCCAGUAGCUGUGUUGCUGACAUAUCUACUGACAAUCUCAAACUGAGACCCAUCGGAUUCACAAACUGUUGUAGAGUGUAUGGUGUGGAUCAGUGUAAAGUUUGUGUGUCUUAAUAGUGUGCGGUGAGUGUUUAGGGCCUUUUUGCACUUUAGGGCAGUACUGUUACAGAGAAGCAGAGGACUCAAACUCACAAUCCUGUGACUUUAUGACCCUGUCCUGCUCUCCCCAGUCCUCUGGGCUGGUCAGUUCAACUGUCAGACUGUGUCCCAAACUUGUAGCUUAGAGCACCCCAGCAGGACUCAUGAACUUUGUUUAAAGCAUUGCUGUGCUGUUUGGGAAACAGUGCUGCUUCAGUCAGAAUGUUCAGUUGUAGUCAUGCCUCCUACUCUCAUUCAGGUCCUCUCCAUCAACUAAACCAUGUCUAUACAGGACAGGACUUCCUACAGAAGUGACCACGGAAACAAGUUAAAGUUCAAUCUACAACAUUUGUGGCAUAAUGCUGAUUACCGAAAAAUAAAAUUGACUUGCCUGCAAAAAUUUGUGUUACAGGGAGGCACUUAAAAUGGAAGUAAAUGGGGCCAAUCUGGAAACGUUAAAAUGCUCACCAUUUCAAAAGUAUAGCCACAAGAAGUAAACAAUAUGCUUGUUAACAUGAUUUUAAUUUGAUAAAAUCACUUAUCUAAUUUUUUUCUGUGUAAAAUUAUAUCCAAUUUUACAAUUUUGUUGCCAUGAUAACAAAAUGCUGUAAACCAUAGAACGACAGAAAAAAGAUUUAAACAACUUUACAGCUCAGAUAAUACACAAUUUCUAAUAGAAGAAUUAAUGCAAGUGCUUUUAUAAAAUUUCAAGCUUCACAUUUAUAUAUUUAAACCUUCCAAAAAUUGGCCCCAUUCACUUCUAUUGUAAGUGCCUCACUGUAACCUGGAUAUAAAAAAAUUUUCAUUUAAGGAAGAAUUAGUCCAAACUGAUUUUUGUGGUAAUCAACAUUAUCUCACAAUUGCUGUCAAUUGAGCUUAACUUGCAUUGAACACAGAAUAUUCAUUUAUUUGGUUGGUCAAUUGGUUGGUUUUAAGUGUUAGCAAUUCCCCAAAACUCACUGUGUGUGUGUGUGUGUGUGUGUGUGUGUGUGUGUGUGUGUGUGUGUGUGUGUGUGUGUGUGUGUGUGUGUGUGUGUGUGUGUGUGUGUGUGUGUGUGUGUGUGUGUGUGUGUGUGUGUGUGUGUGUGUGUGUGAGUGCGCAUUCAAGGCCUGUAACUGCUUUUGUACCAUGUUCUCCGUGAGACUCAUUAAUAAACACAGUCUUAUUUUCUACUGAA
Messenger RNA from Xyrauchen texanus (razorback sucker), 6852 nucleotides. RefSeq names its product son of sevenless homolog 2-like. The transcript has 23 exons. Gene Ontology annotation, molecular function: protein heterodimerization activity; guanyl-nucleotide exchange factor activity. Gene Ontology annotation, biological process: positive regulation of GTPase activity; Ras protein signal transduction. The record is from RefSeq and is a predicted model, not a curated record. Bases 782 to 4801 code for a protein of 1339 amino acids. NCBI's taxonomy places the organism in Eukaryota, Metazoa, Chordata, Actinopteri, Cypriniformes, Catostomidae. Gene Ontology annotation, cellular component: plasma membrane.